AGGCCGGGCGAGGUUUGCUUCAAGAAGGGGCGUGUGGCCGGAGCGGCUCGUGUUCUCGCAACUUGGGAGAGAGCGAGGAGGCAGAGGAGGGAGGGCGGAAAGUUGGUUCCCCCGACGUCGGCGCCGGGCGGGCCGGGUGGCCACGGAGCCGGGAGGCGGCCGGAGCCGGGCAGAGUGCGGGGCGGCGGGGCGCGCUGGCUGCGACCCCGCCGGCGACCCGGCCGGCGACCCCGGGGCGGCUCGCGGGCAUGGACAGCGCGGCCGCCGCCUUCGCCGUGGACAAGCCGGCGCUGGGCCCGGGACCUCCGCCGCCCUCUGCCCUGGGGCCCGGCGACUGCGCCCAGGCGCGCAAGAACUUCACGGUGAGCCACCUCCUGGACCUGGAGGAGGUGGCCGCGGCCGGGCGGCUGGCAGCGCGUCCCGCGGGGGCCGAGGCGCGGGAGGGCGCGGCGCGGGACCCGUCCGGGGGCAGCAGCGGCAGCGAGGCGGCGCCGCAGGACGGUGAGUGUCCCAGUCCUGGGCGCGGAAGCGCCACCAAGCGGAAGAAGAAGCAGCGGCGGAACCGCACCACGUUCAACAGCAGCCAACUGCAAGCGCUGGAGCGCGUGUUCGAGCGCACGCACUACCCUGACGCCUUUGUGCGCGAGGAGCUGGCCCGGCGUGUCAACCUCAGCGAGGCGCGCGUGCAGGUCUGGUUCCAGAACCGCCGGGCCAAGUUCCGCCGCAACGAGCGGGCCAUGCUGGCCAACCGCUCCGCCUCGCUGCUCAAGUCCUACAGCCAGGAGGCCGCCAUCGAGCAGCCUGUGGCCCCCCGGCCCACCGCCCUGAGCCCAGAUUACCUCUCCUGGACGGCCUCGUCCCCGUACAGUACAGUGCCACCCUACAGCCCUGGAGGCUCCAGCCCGGCAACCCCAGGGGUCAACAUGGCCAACAGCAUCGCCAGCCUCCGCCUCAAGGCGAAGGAGUUCAGCCUGCACCACAGCCAAGUGCCCACCGUGAACUGACCGCCUGCCCUGUGGGGACCCGGCUGCCUGCCUGGUCUACAGUGACAGAAAAGAGGGCAGGCACACAGGAAAGUGACCUCCUCCUGUCCCUGUCCCCAGGGUUCUCCUGGCCCUUCUGUCCAGCCCAGACUCCUGGGACGGAGAGGCUGCUGAGAUGCCAAAAGCCUGGCUGGAGACUUCGGCCCAUGACCCUCAGAGGUGUUGGGCUGGAAGGUGGAGCAGGAGCUAACCAAGGACCUCAUUUACUUUGUGUAUUAAAACCAAAUAGCUUUUGUCUUUAAGAAAUAAAAAGUUGUUUAAGCCCAAAAAGGUUGUGGGAGGGCAGGUACGGGCAGCAAACCAAUUAGGGGCCGCCAUCCAGGGUCCAUGGAGACUGGGUCCAGUGGCCAGCGAGGCCAGCUGUCCACACAUCUGUCUCCUUCUGAAUGAAGUCCUGCCUCACCCCACAGAGCCCCAGGGUGGGGACAGGGACAGGAGGACAAAGAGCUGCCCCAGACUCUGUGGACAUGCAGGGUCUAAGUGACUCUGAGCAAGAGGACCCCUCCCCUGUCUAAGAGGUCAGGGAGUGACCCCCCUGCCCUAGGGCACGGUGCAGAUGGGUGACCACGAACUGGCCAGAAGGUGUAUGGGCAGAUGCUGAAAUGAAAUUCCCUGUUUUUGUGAAUACAAAAAGUGGGGGACCCCUCUGAGCAUUUGACUGUGGAGGAGCCUGGGCAAAUGGCCCGCAAAGUUGGGGCACAGAGCGGAGGUCCUAGGCAGGCUUACAGGAUGGAGUAGUCCCAACGGUUCAGGACACCAGAGGGCUUUGCUCAAGCCCCCCAAGCCACCUUUUUGCAGGUGGUAACUGGGGGCGACAGAGGACACCUGUGCCACCAGCCAGUGACACCAAUGAGGAGCUACAGAAAACUGCGGGGUGAGGGCAGUGGUCUGAAGCCAGCCCCUCCGCCCGGCCCUCUGCCACCCCUUCAAAGUUCAUGUCUGGCACUUCAACUAGCCCCCAGGAAAUAGGACGGCGCUCCCUGACCCUCGAGGGUGCGAAGAUGACCAGCCCCUUCGUUUGGGCAGCCCUCACAGUGACAUAGUGGUCACGCACGCCCUGACGGGGUCAAUAUUGUAUCAUCUGCCAGCCCCACAGCCUCGGAGCACCCCUAAAGGGCCAGCGGUCCCACCUACAGGCCACAUCUGGAUGACCUCAGUCAGGUCCAAGCUACGUGACAAAGGCUUGCUUGAGGGAGGGUCCCAUUUUUGUUUUAAGAAGUAUGGUGACUAUACCCAUGAGUGAGGUGAGGACCCCUCCCCAGUCUCCCCCAAUUCACCCCUCGAUGACCUCCCUUGUACUCUGCCUGGAACUCCACCGUGAAAACAUGGUCCUUGUGGGCGGAGCUUGGCCCUGUCUGAUGUGCAGACGUGAGUGGGGAUGCUCACUGCGUGACUUCCUGGUGGCUGGAUGGUUGGGACUCAGUCAGCACCAAGGGGGGACCGAGGGGGACCAGGGAGGCACAAGCUGGAGCUGAAGCCGUGGGAGGGGCCAUGCUGCUCACGCCCUGACUUGGCUCGGGCCCACCUGACAGGAGGGCAGGGCUGGAGCCGGGGAGAGAGCUGCACCUGGACAGGUGUACCCGUGGAUGCAGCCAGGGCUGCGUUUUCUCACUCAGUGUGGCCUCUGCCUCGGGCUUUUUGGGCCUUCAUUGCCAUUAAUCACUGAACAAAUAUUGUGGAACAGCCACUCUGCACCAGGCCCUGAGGAGAAAGCAGAGAGGACCGACAUAGGGUCCCUGGCUGCAGAGGCCAUACCCAGCACACGAGGCCCCAGACUUAGUCUAAGGCAUCUAGGCAGACUUCCUGGAGGAGGAGUCUGAGAAGGAUGAAGCGUUCACCAAACAGAGAGGAGAGGGAGAGCGGUGCUUCUGGCUCAGGGAAAGCAAAUGGGAAGGCCCUGGGGAAAGCCAGCAGCCGUCUCUUCGGGGCAGUUCCAGGGCUGGGUGUCCCGGUGUGGAAUGAACACAUGCAGGAGCCAGCUCCUGUGGGACAGGUGUGGCCAGGUCUAAAAGUUUGGAUGUCACCCUGGCACUCGGAAGCCACGGAGGGGAUUUGCUUGGAGGAGGAAGCUGCACCCUGGGCGCUGUGUGGAGGCUGGGGCAGGCGUCCAGGCAGAAGAGACAGCAUCCUGGGCCAGCUGGGGUCAGGUGUCAGAUCGGGGAGGUGUCCUGGACACAGCAGGGUCGGGGGCUGAUGACGAGAUGAUGGGCUGGGGAGAAGGCAGAGGCCAGGGGGCCAGGAUCUGGCUUAGGCACCCGGAAGUGCCCGGGGAGGAAGGAACCCUGGGAAGGAGACCUGCCUGCUAGAAGUCCCUGGAAGAUGCUGGUUGCCUUCCACGUGGACAAGAGUGGGACCAUCCUGGUCUGAGUAAGAGUCCUCCCUCACACAGAGCUGACCCCUCCCACCUGGCAGGGGCUUUGCACCAACCAAGGGCUGGCAUGGAGCCCAGAGCAGGGAGCUCCUAGGCAGCCAGUGUCUCUUUCCUCCCCAGAAGCCCUGAACAGGGAGCGAGAAACCGAGUGGCUGGGCGCCCAGCACCCAGGCACCUCCGGCGAUCCAGCAUUUGCGCAGAUGCAGGCCCGCGGGUCUUGCUCUGUGCAAUUCAAAGUUGGGGUGGGUGCCCCGAAGCUGG
Artibeus jamaicensis (Jamaican fruit-eating bat) is the source of this 3675-nucleotide messenger RNA. RefSeq names its product paired related homeobox 2 (gene PRRX2). Gene Ontology annotation, molecular function: DNA-binding transcription factor activity, RNA polymerase II-specific; DNA binding. Gene Ontology annotation, biological process: regulation of DNA-templated transcription. The record is from RefSeq and is a predicted model, not a curated record. Lineage: Eukaryota; Metazoa; Chordata; Mammalia; Chiroptera; Phyllostomidae. The transcript is spliced from 4 exons. The coding region runs from base 249 to 1004 and encodes 251 amino acids.